AUGUCGCUGUUGUGCCAAAGUUCCAUAUGUGAUCGGAACAUCACCUUCUCCGGGGAAGAUUUUUGUUUAAAAGAAAUCAGAGCUAUCAUUAACUGGGAUCUUUUCACCACGCUAGCCAGCUUUUGGGAAAAUUUGGCAAUGGAGAACAUCGACGAGGAACACGAUCGGCUCGUUGAACAUCUUCACGACUGCACGAAGAAUGCUAAGAGCUCUAAAAUUACCAAAAGACGUCUGUCUCGAGCUGAUACGUCAGCGUGGAGCUGCACGAGCAGCAAGAAACCAGGAACUCACGUUCGAGCUCACAAGGCUUCGCAAGGAGGCGAUAAAAAAAGAACUCAAAGAGUGAAGUGCAAAAGUGUUGGCUGA
Molecule: messenger RNA, 366 nt
Organism: Necator americanus (New World hookworm)
Lineage: Eukaryota; Metazoa; Nematoda; Chromadorea; Rhabditida; Ancylostomatidae
Exons: 1
Coding region: 1-366 (121 amino acids)
Source: RefSeq, a predicted model, not a curated record